Messenger RNA from Diplodia corticola, 603 nucleotides. RefSeq names its product kinetochore protein spc24. The transcript has 3 exons. The coding region runs from base 1 to 603 and encodes 200 amino acids. The record is from RefSeq and is a predicted model, not a curated record. Lineage: Eukaryota; Fungi; Ascomycota; Dothideomycetes; Botryosphaeriales; Botryosphaeriaceae.
AUGCUUCUCGACGAACACCCAGCGGUGAUUAUCAGCCAAUGCGUUAGCAACUUCAACGUCGCGCCCGACAAGGCAGCGAUAGGACGCAGCGAGAGCUCCUACAGGAACCUCGAACGCUUCCGCAAAGACCAAAUCAAAGUCGAACAGGACAAGCUGCACCAGCUCUCUCGCAACCUGAGCUCCCUCCAGUCCCAGCACAACGUCCUGACCCAAUCGCACAACCCUGCCGAGCAUGCCGCCGAUAUCUUGCGCCUGGACACCGAGAAAUUCAAGGUUGCGAAGCAGGUCUCUGAUCUAGAAAUCGAGGAAGAGCGCCUGGCGUCGGAGCUGGACCGUCUAAAGGCUGAGCUCGACGAGGUCGAUGCGCAGGGUCUCGAAGGUGGAAAUAUGCGGAGGUUUGAUGAAAGCGACGAAGACUCCCUCCUACUCAAGCUCCGAAUCUACCGCAUGAUGGGCAUCAGCCCCGAAAUCGAUCCCUUGUCUGGCAACUACACCAAAGCUUCUCUCGUCAGCAAAACCCGUAAGGGCGACUCAAAACACCUUGACUUUACCAGUAAUGUCUCGAGAAAGUACCAUGCCGACUUCAUCUGGGAUCACAUAUAA